Cydia strobilella is the source of this 895-nucleotide messenger RNA. RefSeq names its product ommochrome-binding protein-like. Lineage: Eukaryota; Metazoa; Arthropoda; Insecta; Lepidoptera; Tortricidae. The record is from RefSeq and is a predicted model, not a curated record. The transcript has a single exon. Gene Ontology annotation, molecular function: protein binding. The coding region runs from base 29 to 862 and encodes 277 amino acids.
CUUUCAUGAGUUCAACUCAAGUUCAGUAAUGGAAUUACUGCUCCUUAUCAUUCUUAUAACAAACGCCGAAACAGUUAACAGAAACACAAUAGAAUAUUUUCAAAAGCAUCAAUGCUAUUUAAAAGAUGUGUUAGCCAGCAUGCACCACAGCCCAAACCAACUGGCCGUCGACAGGAAGACAAACACAUUGUACUUCAGCUCUGAUGUCGACGGUGAAUACGUGCCUGUGAUUCUCGAUAUUAACAGUAAAGACCUCAAGCUUAUCAAAGGCGUUAAAGACGCUUAUGCUAUAGCCAGCAACAACAUUGACGACGAGAUAUACUUCGGAGGAAGCAACGGCAUCCACAGAUACCGACCAGUCGAUAAAACUCUUACGAGCUUAGCAAUCACAAAUUUAGAUAUCUGGUGGCUAAAUUUCAAGAAAAACAUUUAUUUCAUCCAGUUCCCUCAUUUAAAUGUGUACGUAUACAAAGAUAGGACGAUUAAGGUAGUGCGCCAACUGAAAAAUACGCAAGUGAAUCAAUUUGUUUUUGAUAGAGAAGGGUACAUUUUUUUUGUGAACGUGUCUGGGUUGUAUGGUGUCAAGAAAAUAUCACACGAGCAUAUCUUAUUGCGCGCUAAGCCUCAGUUUUUAGGCAUGGCUUCGGAUAAUGAAGGCGCAGUGUUUGUGAGCAGUGACAGUGCUAUAUAUAUGGUGAAUAAGACUGAUCAGAAAGUUAAAAGAGUAGUGCGUGUCCCUGGAGUGAUGGCCAUGGCGUUUGAUAAUGAGAAUCAUUUGAUCUACUCGAACGGUCAGGAGUUGGUGCGACUGUUGGCGGUGACUGAAACCAGUGAAGAUGGUGACACAUACUUUUGUAAUUAAAUCUUGGGAUAUGUAAUUAAAAGUUGGAUAUAA